AUGUUCCAUAACUCAGAACCAACCAUCUCCNCCUCCUCCGAUCCAUCCACAACAAGAUUAGUACUUUCUUUCUCCGGUUGCAUUGGAAUGCUCUUGGCGGGUCAUGGGAGUCUCUCCGGUAAGGGAAAGCUCGAUAUCCCCUUUAGGGUAUUCACUCUUAUCUACACAACACAGCUCUUCUUCACACCUGUUUUCGCCGCCUUCAUCAACAAAACCAAAUUCAAUCGAUGGAUCAUCAUCUCCUUGAUCUUGGCAAUCGCCACCGGAACUCUCACUUCCUUCUCCUCCUCAUUCGGCGGCAAGCCAGAUAAAACAGAGGAGAGUUACGCAAAAGGCUCAUGGCCAGCUCUUUUAUCCGGCGUUUACUUCUCACUCGUCCUCUGUACUAUAGAAAACGUCUUCAGACGUACCGAAUCAACCACUAGAAAACAGAGCUUCUCCUCUGUUUUUCUAGUCGUAAUCUCCUCCUCCUUCGUCGCUACAGUCAUCUCCGUCGUCGGUUUACUGAUCUACGGAGAGAAACACGAUUUGAAGAGGGAAAUGAACGAAUUCUUGAAGGGGAAAGGUGCGUACGUGAUGACUAUGGUGGUUCAAGCUGUUUCGUGGCAGAUCUACUGGGUCGGGAUCGUGGGACUCGUUUUCUCCGUCUCGAGCGUUUUAUCAAAUGUGAUCAGCGUUAUUACGUCGCCGAUCGUGUCGGUUCUGGUGGUCAUCUUCUUCAAUUUCAUGAACGAUGAGUUUGAUGUCUUCAAAGGUGUCGCCUUGAUCACGGCUGCUUUGAGCGCCGCAGCUUACUUAUAUAGGUUUCACAAAGAGAAUCGUAACUAAUGACGUGGAAGCAAAGAUUUCAUGGUAUUAUACUAUUAUUUGUGUGUGUGUGUGUGUAAUGUGUUACCUCUAAAUGUAUAUUUUAUUCGUGAAUUGUAAGUCUUUAGCUUCAUGAGAGGACCCGUGAUGAGGACAAGCCUUCGUGUAGCCUUUAAGCCUUUUCACGCUUCACAUGGAGAUUUGUUUCUCUCUGCCUCUCUUGUUUGAAGUUUGGUAAAUGAUUCAGCUAUAUUGUACGUAAAGAUGAUUAAACCAAAAAACAACCUUAUGUGA
Messenger RNA from Camelina sativa (false flax), 1101 nucleotides. The record is from RefSeq and is a predicted model, not a curated record. Lineage: Eukaryota; Viridiplantae; Streptophyta; Magnoliopsida; Brassicales; Brassicaceae.